AUGGUAUUAAAAUCAACAUCUGCCAGUGACGUCUCAGUGUAUCAAGUUUCCGGUACCAACACAGCCCGUUCCCUACCGGAUUGGGUUGCCAAGAAACGUAAAAGAUCAUUGAAGAACGAUUUAGAAUAUCAGAAUCGUGUGGAAUUAAUUCAAGAUUUCGAGUUUAGUGAAGCAUCCAAUAAGAUUAAAGUGACCCCUGACGGAUCCUCCGUCAUGGCCACAGGGACUUACAAACCACAAAUCCAUGUUUAUGAUUUCGCCAAUUUAUCUUUGAAAUUCGAUAGACAUACGGAUGCUGAAAAUGUGGAUUUCUUAAUUGUUUCCGAUGAUUGGACUAAGAGUAUCCAUUUACAAAAUGAUAGAUCCAUUCAGUUCCAGAAUAAAGGUGGGCUACAUUAUACCACCAGAAUCCCCAAAUUCGGAAGAAGUUUAGCUUAUAACGCAGUUAAUUGUGACCUAUACGUGGGGGCCAGCGGUAAUGAACUAUAUAGAUUGAAUUUGGAACAGGGAAGAUUUUUAAAUCCUUUCAAAUUGGACUCAGAGGGGGUUAAUCACGUUAGUGUAAAUUCUACUAAUGGGUUGGUCGCCACUGGUAUGGAAGAAAACGUGGUGGAAUUUUGGGAUCCAAGGUCUCGUUCAAGAGUGGCUAAACUAUUUUUGGAAAAUCAAUUCGAUAAUAAUGCAUUUCAAGUGACAACAACAAGUUUCCGUAAUGAUGGUUUGAAUUUUGCAUGUGGUACUUCUAAUGGGUACACUUAUUUAUAUGAUUUACGUUCUUCAGAACCAAUAACGGUAAAGGACCAAGGUUACGGUUUUGAUAUUAAAAAGAUUAUUUGGUUAGAUAAUGUGGGGACAGAAAAUAAAAUCUUAACCACUGACAAGAGGAUUGCCAAGAUUUGGGAUAGACUUGAUGGGAAGGCAUACGCAUCCAUGGAACCUAAUGUUGAUAUAAAUGAUAUCGAACAUAUCCCUGGUACUGGUAUGUUCUUUACCGCCAAUGAAGGUAUCCCCAUGCAUACAUAUUAUAUUCCAAACUUGGGACCAUCUCCACGUUGGUGUUCAUUCUUGGACUCUAUUACAGAAGAACUAGAAGAAAAACCAAGUGAUUCUGUUUACUCCAACUAUAGAUUUAUUACAAGAGAUGAUGUUAAGAAAUUGAAUUUGGCUCAUUUGGUUGGGUCCAAUGUUCUUAGAGCAUAUAUGCAUGGGUUCUUUAUUGAUACUGAAUUAUAUGAUAAGGUUGCAUUAAUUGCUAAUCCAGAUGCAUACAAAGAUGAAAGAGAAAGAGAAAUUAGACGUAGAAUUGAAAAGGAGAGAGAAUCUAGAAUCAGAACUUCUGGUGCCGUGGUUAAACCUAAGAUUAAAGUUAAUAGAACUUUGGUGGAUAGAUUAUCACAAAAACGUGGUGAUACUGCUGUUGAAAAGGUUCUUACGGAUGAUCGUUUCAAAGAAAUGUUUGAAGAUGAAGAAUUCCAAGUUGAUGAAGAUGCAUAUGACUACAAACAAUUGAACCCAGUGAAAUCUGCCAAGGAAACUGAAGAAGGUGCUGCUAAACGUAUUAGAGCAUUAACUGCAGCAGAAGAAUCUGAUGAAGAAAGAAUCGCCAUUAGGGAGGGUAAAUACGAUAGUGAUCGUAACUCUAGUGAUGAAGAAAGUGAGUCAGAUGAGGAAGAACGUAAUAAUGACAGAAAGGAUGAAGAAGUUAGUGAAAAGGAGAAGAAGUCAAUACAGAAACAAUUAAAAUCUAUUGAACGUAGGAAGAAGGCUAAAAAGCAGAGCGAUGAAUUUAUGGGUGAGAUGAGUGUGGGAACAGUUACUCCACAAGAAAAGGAUGUUGGUAAAGUUACAUUUGCUGAUCAAGUUAAAGACAUGACUGAAGAAGAACGUGAGAAGAAGUCAGAUGGAUCUAUCCUACAUCGUAAUCAUCGUGGUGAAGCUGAAUUGACAUUCGUACCACAGAAGAAGAAGCAAAUAAAGAAACCUAAGAAAAGAGUAGAAUUUGAAGAAGGUGAAGAAGACGAGGAAGCCGCCAAGAAUAACGGAAGGAGCAGACCGAGAAACGAAGGUAGAAGAAGAGCCAGUAAAAAUGUGUUCCGUGGGAUGUGA
Molecule: messenger RNA, 2106 nt
Organism: Naumovozyma castellii
Lineage: Eukaryota; Fungi; Ascomycota; Saccharomycetes; Saccharomycetales; Saccharomycetaceae
Gene: ENP2
Product: ribosome biosynthesis protein ENP2
Exons: 1
Coding region: 1-2106 (701 amino acids)
Source: RefSeq, a predicted model, not a curated record